AGGAUACAAUUGCCAAUGUUACACUGUCUGGCAGGCGAUGUGGUGCAUCUAACCGUUGCCAUGGCAACACUGCUUGAGGUGAAAGGUGUGGCAACACUGUCGCUGUUGGCGGGAAGCUUCCUGAUUGGUCUGACUCCAUCGUGGCUGGGCUUCCAGUCUGGUGCCGAUCACCUCGAGCACUCGCUUCUCUUGUCAGUCAUCCUGUGCUUUGGAGCCGGUGUUCUACUGUCUACAGCCAUUGUGCACAUUUUAGGUGACGUGAUCACAUCUAUUGGUGUGUGGGGUCAGAUUGUCUUCUGCGCCGGUUUUCUCACAUUAUACUUGGUUGACGAGGUCGUGCAGUUCUGGUGUUUGUGCCGACUGCAGUGCGAGAAGCAUCAGCACAAUGUGUCGAAACAAGAACCUACUGAAACUGGAAGUUUGUUGGAGAGUGGACGUGGCGCUUCAAGUCAUUAUGGAUCGAUAGAAAGGAGAAAGUCUCUGGUGGGAUCUAUUGACCAAAUAGACACUCAAAAAUUACCUCAACGAGGAGAAUCAAAGACUGACUCCAGUUUGGAUUUUGUGUCUACUUCUAAAACAACUCCAAGUAAUGAAUCGACAGAUGAGAAUAUACAAGCAGAUAAUCUGGGAGUCUCCUUUCCAGGACAGGAUCAUAUUGAGAGAAAAAAUCGCAGUGUAAAGAGACUUGGACUGAUGUUUGCAUUCUGUGUUCACUCUAUCCUUGAAGGACUGGCUAUUGGUUUACAGCCUACUACCGCAAAGGUUUUGCUGUUAUUAGCAGCUAUUAGCUGUCACAAGCUGGUGGUCACUUUCUGUCUGGGUGCAGAACUACUGAGCGACAACACCAGUCAUGCAUCGUAUCUCCUGUCUCUCUCGCUCUAUGCACUUACCUCUGGCCUGGGAAUUGCCAUUGGAAUGUUCAUACAACCUUCCGAAUCACCAGUGAUACCCUUACUACAGGGCUUAGCUGGAGGAUCUCUGCUCUAUAUAACAGUGGGCGAAAUUCUUCCAAGAGAAAGACACCAUAAAGGUCACUGUCCAAUGCCCAAGCCAACCGGACUGCUUCAGUGGUUAUCAGUCGUGAGUGGUUUCGCCCUCAUCACGGCUAUCAACAUUGUCACCAAAGAUGACUGAGUAAUCUAUCUAUAGAUGACUAAGGGGUGACCUGCUAUGGAUUUCGCCCCGCCGGACAGAAACUUAACACUCUCCUACGAUCCCAACUGGAUAAUGUCUGGACGGGGUCAAGAUGCCGCGAGCGGGUUGGUCAGAGCCGUGGCCUAUAAGAUAUGUGUAGGCUAUGCAUAUGCCAAUUCCGCCUUUGAGUCGCCCUGUGUUUUCGUCGUAUUGUGUCAUGUGUGCUUAGGCUAUAGAUGAUAUAUUCGGAAACCGGCAGAAGAAUAAAUAUGUAUAUAGAAUCAUUUGUGUAUAUAUUAAACUAGCCGUCAGGCUUG
Molecule: messenger RNA, 1451 nt
Organism: Nilaparvata lugens (brown planthopper)
Lineage: Eukaryota; Metazoa; Arthropoda; Insecta; Hemiptera; Delphacidae
Gene: Zip88E
Product: zinc transporter ZIP1
Exons: 7
Coding region: 16-1134 (372 amino acids)
Biological process (GO): zinc ion transmembrane transport
Cellular component (GO): plasma membrane
Molecular function (GO): zinc ion transmembrane transporter activity
Source: RefSeq, a predicted model, not a curated record